Saccharomyces mikatae IFO 1815 is the source of this 2373-nucleotide messenger RNA. It is a transcript of the gene UBP1, whose product is annotated as ubiquitin-specific protease UBP1. The record is from RefSeq and is a predicted model, not a curated record. Gene Ontology annotation, cellular component: nucleus; cytosol. The transcript has a single exon. Gene Ontology annotation, molecular function: cysteine-type deubiquitinase activity; cysteine-type endopeptidase activity. Gene Ontology annotation, biological process: protein deubiquitination. The coding region runs from base 1 to 2373 and encodes 790 amino acids. Lineage: Eukaryota; Fungi; Ascomycota; Saccharomycetes; Saccharomycetales; Saccharomycetaceae.
AUGGAUUUGUUUAUUGAAAGAAAAAUAAACAGUUUAUUACAUUUUUUAUUUGGGUCCCGACAGGAUUUUUUGAAGAGUUUUGAGAUUUGGAAUAACAAUAAUAACAAUUUAUCGAUUUAUUUAUUAAUUUUUGGUGUAGUCGUAUUUUUCUAUAAAAAACCAGAUCAUUUGAACUACGUUGUUGAGAGCAUCAGGGAAAUGACAACAAACUUUAGAAAUAAUAACAGUCUUAGUCGUUGGUUGCCCAGGAGUAAGUUCACCCACUUGGACGAAGAAAUCUUGAAAAGAGGCGGCUUCAUUGCCGGUUUAGUUAAUGAUGGUAAUACUUGUUUUAUGAAUUCCGUUUUACAGUCAUUAGCAUCGUCCAAAGAACUGAUGGAAUUCUUGGAUAAUAAUGUCAUCAAAACAUAUGAGGAGAUGGAACAAAACGAACACAAUAAGGAAGAGAGCGAGCAUGAACCUGAACAAGGUGAAUAUAACAACAAAAAGAACUCCAACAGGAGUGGCAAAGUUUAUGGUAAACAUAAGAAGAAGUUGAACAGGAAGCUAAGUUCUAAAGAGGAAGAAAGAGAAAAUCAAGAGCCAGAUAUCACAUUCAGUACCGCUUUAAGAGACCUACUUGCUGCUUUGAAUGAUAAGUACUAUAGAGACAAACCUUAUUUCAAGACCAAUAGUUUAUUGAAAUCAAUGUCUAAGUCUCCUAGAAAGAAUAUACUUCUCGGUUAUGAUCAGGAAGACGCACAAGAAUUCUUCCAAAAUAUUUUAGCUGAACUGGAGAGUAACGUCAAAUCGUUGAAUACUGAAAAACUAGAUUCUACACCCAUUGCAAAAUCCAACUUACCUGAGGAUGCUUUAGUGGGCCAACAAAAUCUUGGCGAGGUUGGAACAGUUUAUAUUCCAACUGAACAAAUUGAUCCUAAUUCUAUCUUACAUGACAAGUCAAUCCAAAAUUUGACACCUUUCAGAUUAAUGACUCCUUUGGACGGCAUCACCGCAGAAAGAAUUGGUUGUUUACAGUGUGGUGAGAACGGUGGCAUAAGAUAUUCCGUAUUCUCAGGAUUGAGUUUAAAUUUACCAAACGAAAACAUCGGUUCCACUUUAAAACUAUCUCAGUUGUUAAGCGACUGGAGUAAACCUGAAAUUAUUGAAGGCGUGGAGUGUAAUCGUUGUGCUCUCACUGCAGCACACUCUCAUUUAAUGGAACAGUUGGAUCAGUUUCAAAAAAAACCUGAGGGUUCAAUUCCAGAAAAAUUGAUGAACGCUGUUAAAGAUAGAGUGCAACAAAUCCAAGAAGUCCUUGCUAAACCAGUUAUUGACGACGAAGAUUACAAGAAGUUGCAUACAGCAAAUAUGGUUCGUAAAUGUUCUAAAUCUAAACAAAUUUUGAUAUCAAGACCCCCACCAUUGUUAUCCAUUCAUAUCAAUAGAUCAGUAUUCGAUCCAAGAACUUAUAUGAUCAGAAAAAAUAACUCGAAAGUAUUAUUCAAAUCAAGGUUGAACCUUGCCCCAUGGUGUUGCGAUAUUGACGAGAUCAAUUUGGAUGCUCGUUUGCCAAUGUCAAAAAAGGAAAAAACAGUACAACAAGACUCAAGCGAGGAUGAAAACAUAGGCGGCGAAUAUUACACUAAAUUACAUGAACGCUUUGAACAGGAAUUUGAAGACAGCGAAGAAGAGAGAGAUUACAAUGACGGAGAAGAAAAUUAUACAUCUCAUUACAGCCAUAGCAAAAAUAAUAAUAACUAUGACCCAUUAAACGGUGAAGCCGAUGAUUUGACAUCCGAUGAUGAGGAUGAACACAUUGAAGAAACAGAUGCCUUAGGGAACACCAUCAGAAAAAGGAUCACAGAGAAUACCAAUGAUGAAAACGAUUAUGUAAAGGAUGAUGAAAAAGAAUUGCACAACAUCGACAGCGUUAACAUUGAUGAACCAAAAGUUAAUGUUGAAGAUCAACUAGAAACAUCAUCUGAUGAGGAAGAUGUUAUACCAGCUCCGCCUAUCAAUUAUACUAGGUCAUUUUCUACAGUCCCAGCUACUCCCCUGACGUAUUCUCUGCGCUCAGUCAUUGUUCAUUAUGGUACCCAUAAUUAUGGUCAUUAUAUUGCAUUUAGAAAAUACAGGGGUUGUUGGUGGAGAAUAUCUGAUGAGACAGUGUAUGUCGUAGACGAGGCCGAAGUUCUCUCAACACCUGGUGUUUUCAUGUUAUUUUACGAAUAUGACUACGAUGAGGAAACAGGGCAGAUGAAGGAUGAUUUGGAACUCAUUCCAUCAAAUAAUAAAGAAGAAGAAGAAGAAGAAGAAGAAGAAGAAGAAGAAAAAGAAGAAAAAGAAGAUGUUGCUGAACAGAAUGAAGCUCAAGAGGACAAGAGAUCAUAG